Molecule: messenger RNA, 978 nt
Organism: Poecilia reticulata (guppy)
Lineage: Eukaryota; Metazoa; Chordata; Actinopteri; Cyprinodontiformes; Poeciliidae
Gene: tnnc2.1
Product: troponin C2, fast skeletal type, tandem duplicate 1
Cellular component (GO): myosin II complex
Molecular function (GO): calcium ion binding
Source: RefSeq, a predicted model, not a curated record
GAAAGGCACAGUGCUACCUGAACUGCGUGGAGGGAAAGGUUUCCUUUAUUGUUGCCUGUUGUCUCUACAAGUGCCUGAUCAGCCAAACCAAGAACCAUGCCCACUGACGCCCAAACUGACGCCCGCUCCUUCCUGACUGAGGAGAUGAUUUCAGAGUUCAAGGCCGCCUUCGACAUGUUCGACACAGACGGUGGCGGUGACAUCAGCACCAAGGAGUUGGGCACCGUGAUGAGGAUGCUGGGCCAGAAUCCGUCUAGAGAGGAGCUGGAUGCCAUCAUUGAGGAGGUGGAUGAAGAUGGCAGCGGUACUAUCGACUUUGAGGAGUUCCUGGUCAUGAUGGUGCAGCAGCUAAAGGAGGACCAGGCCGGAAAGAGCGAAGAGGAGCUUUCAGAAUGUUUCCGCAUUUUCGACAAGAACGGAGACGGCUUCGUUGACCGGGAAGAGUUUGGAGAUAUCCUCCACAUGACUGGAGAGCAGGUUGCGGAGGAAGACAUUGAUGAAAUGUUUGGCGAAUCAGACUCAAACAAAGACGGAAAAAUUGAUUUUGAUGAGUUUCUCAAGAUGAUGGAGAACGUCCAGUGAUGAGCCCAGCUCUACAUUCCUUCCUCAGAAAUCAAAUAAACCCCUCAAAGAAGAAACUAAAUGCUACAAAUAUGAAUGGUUUACAAAGUGUAUAAACCCAGUUGAAUUAAACAUCUCCACACUUCUCCCCCUCAGUCAGCGCUUCCUCUCUUUCUUCUCAUGUAAAACUCAGAUCAGAGUGUUGUUAAAGAUUUCUAUAAAUAUACAUUCAGACCAUUUAAGACGAACACACUUUCUUACGCCGGCCCCUCAGCUGUCCUGUUGGCAGCUGCCGUGUCUCCAGAAAUGCAACACCAGCUGGCUUCAACCCCCCCACUUUCAUCCUGCUCACCCUCAGACCAGAGUCUCUUCCACACCAUGAGCUCUGCUCUAUAAAUAAACCAAGCUUCUUCCUUA